Messenger RNA from Coffea arabica (coffee), 2044 nucleotides. RefSeq names its product cytochrome P450 94C1-like. Gene Ontology annotation, molecular function: heme binding; iron ion binding; monooxygenase activity. NCBI's taxonomy places the organism in Eukaryota, Viridiplantae, Streptophyta, Magnoliopsida, Gentianales, Rubiaceae. The record is from RefSeq and is a predicted model, not a curated record.
UUGGUUCAUUAUAUAUGUAACUCUUUCAAAAUAAUACAUAUUGGUCUCUUUCUCCUUAGUCCAUGCUAGCUACUCUUAUUGGCCUUCCAUUGCCCGCACCCUCUUUAUCUUCAUAAAAAAAUCACCCAUCCAUGGAGUCUACCCAAUUUUCGUGCUUUAUCGUGCCUAAGUUUCAAGCUUUCUGUUUCCUUGUCUUCUCUUUGGCGAUGGCUUUUGUAUUUCUUAUCCUGAAGUAUUUUGUUAUGAGGCCAAGAGUUUGGUGCAAGUGUGUGAUUUGCCAAGCUUAUGUUAGCUCCAGUUGGUCAGUCAAAUUCAAAAACUUGUGCGAUUGGUACACUUAUCUCCUCCAGGAUUCGCCUUCUCAAACUAUUCACGUACACGUACUCGGCAACAUAAUCACUGCUAAUCCCGAAAAUGUUGAGUACAUACUCAAAACCAGGUUUGAGAAUUAUCCCAAAGGCAAACCUUUUUCGACCAUCCUAGGGGACUUUCUCGGCCGGGGCAUAUUUAACGUUGACGGUGACUUAUGGAAAUUCCAGAGGAAAAUGGCCAGUCUUGAGCUGUGUCGAAUCUCCAUGAGAUCUUACGCCUUCGAUGUUGUCCAACACGAGAUCGAAAAUCGCCUUAUUCCUCUUUUCUCCUCCUUCGCAGCGGGUAAAGAAGAUCGCGUUCUUGAUUUUCAAGACGUUUUCCGCAGAUUUUCAUUCGAUUGUAUUUGCAGAGUAUCGUUUGGGUUGGACCCCAGGUGUCUAGAAAUAUCCCUGCCGCUUUCAGAGUUUGCUGUCUGUUUUGACCUAGCAUCCAGAUUGUCGGCGGAAAGGGCCAUGACCGCUGCACCAGUUACUUGGAAGGUCAAAAGGAUGCUGAAUAUAGGCAGCGAGAAGGAACUCCGGAAAGCCAUCCAGAUGAUCAACCUACUAGCUAAAGAAGUCAUAAGGCAACGCCGAAAAUUAGGUUUUUCCGAACACAAAGAUCUUCUCUCUCGAUUUAUGGGCAGCGUCACUGAUGAAACCUACUUAAGAGAUAUUAUAAUAAGCUUCCUCCUAGCAGGUCGCGACACAGUUGCCUCGACUUUGACAAGCUUCUUCUGGCUUGUGGCUAACCACCCGGAAGUCGAGGCUGCUAUUCAACGGGAGGCUGAUCGAGUCGUGGGGCCUAAAGAAAAGCUCACCAGCUUGGAACAACUAAGAGAGCUUCAGUAUUUGCAUGCUGCAAUCUUUGAGAGUAUGAGACUGUACCCACCCGUACAAUUCGAUUCAAAAUUUUGCCUGGAGGAUGACAUCUUCCCUGAUGGAACCGCUGUUAAGAAGGGAACACGAGUUACUUAUCAUCCUUACGCGAUGGGGCGGAUGGAAAAUAUCUGGGGUUCCGAUUGCUUAGAAUUCAAGCCCGAGAGGUGGUUGAGAGAUGGCGUCUUCUUCCAAGAAAACCCUUUCAAGUAUCCGGUGUUUCAAGCUGGACUAAGGGUCUGUCUGGGGAAAGAUAUGGCACUUGUGGAGCUCAAGAGUGUAGCAAUUUCAUUGCUGCGAGACUUUCACAUCGUUUUAGCUGAAGCCCAUCAAAGCCCGCGCUUCUCUCCUGGACUUACGGCCACUUUCCACGGUGGUUUGCCGGUAUUGGUCCGAGGAAAGAAAAGCUCCGCCAGCACCGAGUCAACUGCAGCUCAAUAAGAGUAUCAAGCUCGGGUAUUCUCUAGGUAGAUGGUGGACUCAGGACAGCUAGAUAGCUGUACCGUGAAUUUGUUGAGAAAACGAGAUUCAUCAAGCGUUGGCUGCCUUCGUCGGCUCCAAGUAUGUAUACUUGAUAUUGUCGGUGGUUUUUUAUUAUCAUGUACAUCCAUUGUGGGGAUAUGGCUGUUGUUUUUGUACUGUAGUUCUUGUACGGGUAUUUUGGUGUUUCUAGUGUAGGAUUAGCUCCUCAGUUUCUGUACACCAUGUCCCCUAUAUAUGUAUAUAUGUUUCCCGAAAUUGUGGAGGACAAAAUUGUACAUUAAUUGGUAGAACUCAUUAUUGUCAUAUCGAAGUUCGUAAAGCAUUUGAUUCCA